This is a messenger RNA of Carcharodon carcharias (great white shark), 1522 nucleotides long. RefSeq names its product haptoglobin-like. NCBI's taxonomy places the organism in Eukaryota, Metazoa, Chordata, Chondrichthyes, Lamniformes, Lamnidae. The transcript has 3 exons. Gene Ontology annotation, biological process: proteolysis. The record is from RefSeq and is a predicted model, not a curated record. The coding region runs from base 81 to 1091 and encodes 336 amino acids. Gene Ontology annotation, molecular function: serine-type endopeptidase activity.
CCUGUGUUGUGUUGCUGCGUGUGUGUGUGUGUGCUGCUAGCACUGCAAAUGAAAACAGGAUCUGUUCUCGCUGAAGGAUCAUGAGGCUCCUGACUAUGGCACUUGCUCUGCUCUGUGCCCGUUCCGCGUCACAGGAACCCAACGGCAGCUCAGACGUCCCAUCAGCCAGUGACCCCCAAGCUGCCACCAAACCUUGGGUUAUGGAGCAGAAUGUCACAGGAACGGGCAAGAGAGAGGGCUAUGGCACAAGGAAUGGAACCUCUGGAGUUAAAGUUUGCGGAUGGCCUCCAAACCCGGUGACGGUUGUGCAGAGGAUCCUGGGCGGCAAGCUGGCGGAAGAGGGGAGCUUCCCCUGGCAUGUACUGGUGGUGGCAAGGGGCCGGGGGAGGGCCAGUGGCACCCUGAUUGGCAGGGGUUGGGUGUUGACGGCUGCCCAUAUCUUCUACCCCAAGGGCAGCCGCCGAAUUGACUUGGUCCGCCAACGUAACACCACCCAGAUUCGGCUGGGACCAGGCACCAGCCUGAAAGCGCUCCUGGCAGAAGGUGGCCUGGAGAUCGAGGAUAUCGUGGUGCACCCAGAGUUCGAGGAGGUGCUACACAAUUUUGACAAUGACAUUGCCCUGAUCAAGCUGAGGACAAACUGGGAAGAGGAGAGGGCAAUGCCUGCCUGCUUACCCAGGGCUCAGGAACAUAAAGGGCGUGACCUUUACCAGCCAGGGAGAGUGGGCUAUGUGGCUGGCUGGGGGAUAGAGGAUGGCUUCUUCCUCCGCGACAGGCUGCGUUACGUGCCGCUGCCCUUAGUUGACCAGCACCGUUGCUGGCAGGCCUUCCAGAAGGCACGAAUUGGGGGUCACCGCCCACUAGUCACCACCAACAUGUUCUGCGCUGGCAUGCCUGAGGGAGGGAGGGACGCUUGCGCUGGGGACACGGGUGGGGGCUUCCUAGUACCUGACCAGCGCUCGGGAGCCUGGUAUUUGAUAGGCAUUGUAUCCUGGGGCACCGGAUGUGGGCGGCCGGGCCGCUAUGGGGUGUACACACGGGUAUCCAGUUACCUCCACUGGAUCAACUCCAUCAUUGCUGCACAUCCCUAGUCUAAAGCUUCCCUCAAACUGACAUCCGCACCCAAAAACCUAUUGGGAGCCUUCAGGCUGAAUCUACUUUUGUUGGGUUUAUUUGUCAAUAAGAUUACACAGAGGUAAUAGAAUGCAACAAAUUUUCAUAGACUUCCUGAGGUUUGACUCCAUUCCCACCAGCCCAAGUUAUGUAGACAUCUCCCCUCCCCAAUCUGUGGGACUCCUCACUUCCCCCAAAACUCUAAUCUCCUCACUCCACUCAAGCUAUGGGCCUCUUCUUCUCCCAACACUGUGGGAGUCCUCACCCACCAAACUGUAGAAAUCCUCACCCCAGAAUGUCAGAUUAAAUUUAAUUUGUCAGCUUUCUUUACAAAAGAUGUGGUUAAACAGAGGCAAUGGAACGUAUGAACAAAUAAGGAGUAGGCCAUUCUGCCCCGCGAGCCUGCUCU